CCAAAAACUCCUUACAAAGUUGGUGGAGUGGCAUUUCAAUCAAGAUAAUCAUGAAGGAUGGGAAACGAUAAUCAUUGGGAACUAGAUUACAAAUCGUUUAAAAUUUGGAGGUGUACGGCGGUGGGUGGAGUUGGGAUGGCGGUGGAGUUCAGGUCUGGCUUGGACGACGCCUGGUACGACGUCCUGAUAGCGAACGACGGCUGUGAUCGACUGAGAGUGAAGUUCGUCGGCUUCGGCGACGACCAUGACGAGCUUUAUGAAGUGAGCGAGUUGAGUUCGUUCAACGACAUCGACGAGUUCAGCCGGAGGUUCAGGCCGUUGUCCGUACAAGUACAGGACACGGAUUGCUCUCAGGUGGUGAAGGGCAUGCUCGUCUGUGCCUCUCACUCCAUUCGCCGCGGUGAUCGCCGCUUCUACGACGCCGUUGUCAAAAAGGUGGUGCAUGAGGAACAUCGGUUUGUAAAAGGAGAGGAAGAAUGUUCAUGCAGCUUCAUCCUCUUUUGGAGACACGGUCCAAAAGCAGGGUCUUUAACCGCACAAUCUCUCGAUACCAUUUGCAGAGUCCAGCCUCGUACAAACAAAAUGCAUCCGCUUUUGAACUCUUUUCUAAAAACAGCCAGGGAGAAAAUUGAAACCACUCUUUCUAAUAUUUCUACAAUUCCUCGUGAUGUUGCUUAUGACGCAAAAACUUGUACGCCCAACUAUAGGCACAAGUUAAGCCUUUCUCUAAGUAUAAACAAGGACAAAAGAACUUCAAGGCGACCCUUAAGUCUCAUCUCGUCUCUGAAAGAUGGGAUUGUCAAUCCUUCUCAGGGGGCUGGGCACGACAUGGAUGUAGAAGAGGUUCCCUAUGUAAUGACCAUUGAGAAUCUGGAGAAGGGGUUAUCACCAUUAAAGAUCGUGGAAUUUAUACAUCAACAACUUUCAAUCUCAUGUCAAGCAUUUGUUUCGCCAAGUCUGUCAUCUGAGUGGUAUACACGAGGAAUCAUCCUGCUGGAUAGCAGAAAGAGUUUUGACAAGUUAUCCGACUUUUUGGAGAGUCCCGAUCACAUCAUUAUUUCUUCACGCGGAAGCGAGUGUCCAAAAUACAGACUCUUGGUUUGGUGGAGAUCUUUGUUUCAAGCCUCCAAUAUCGCUCUUCACAUACGGCCUUGGGUCAUGACUGAGAAAAGACGAGCACAUGACAGACUAAGGGGUUCAAUCGUAAACUCCAUGCUUAUAUCGCAGAAACUACUAGAGCGUAGAAGAACAAAUACUUGCAACGAAUUGAAAGUGGUCAGUUCUGGAACUGAAGAAUACAUGAGAGGCAAGCUUCUGCAAGAUUUAUUUUGUGAGUAUUCUAAUCAGCAACGCCGGCUUCACCAGAAGUUACUUGUCGAAGAGGGAAAGAUCUGGCAGCUAUUUAACGCAGCGGAGAAGACUAAACCGAGGUGAAUGCGUUCGAAGGCUAGGUUUUUUAGCAAGAUUUUGUUGUGUUGUACACAUACCAACUGUUGUCAAGUUACCCUUGAGGUUUUGCCUACACAGUGGACUGAGAGUUGCGACUUUUUUGAGUUUUGACCCCAUCUUUUGACAAGCAAAUGUAAGAAAAUGCAGCCCUUCAAUGGGGCUGAGAGUUAGGAUACAUAGGAUGUACCUAACAUUUUGAUUAGUAAGAAAUGAAUGUGCAUAUGUCUAAA
Pyrus x bretschneideri (Chinese white pear) is the source of this 1679-nucleotide messenger RNA. RefSeq lists its product as uncharacterized. The record is from RefSeq and is a predicted model, not a curated record. Gene Ontology annotation, molecular function: chromatin binding. The transcript has 7 exons. The coding region runs from base 58 to 1434 and encodes 458 amino acids. Lineage: Eukaryota; Viridiplantae; Streptophyta; Magnoliopsida; Rosales; Rosaceae.